Molecule: messenger RNA, 2391 nt
Organism: Ipomoea triloba (trilobed morning glory)
Lineage: Eukaryota; Viridiplantae; Streptophyta; Magnoliopsida; Solanales; Convolvulaceae
Product: probable LRR receptor-like serine/threonine-protein kinase At5g63710
Exons: 12
Coding region: 202-2109 (635 amino acids)
Biological process (GO): protein phosphorylation
Molecular function (GO): ATP binding; protein kinase activity; protein binding
Source: RefSeq, a predicted model, not a curated record
GUGGGUCCCUUUCCCAACCCUCCGGCCAUUUGAUCACAUUGUUAUAUAUAUACAUAUAUAUUAAAUUACUAUGUGGAAUGUGGAUGUUGAUGUCAAUUAUCAUGACAACACCCCCUUUUAUUCCCUUUUAUUAUGCUUCUUAAUAAUUCAUAAUUGCAAUUUCAGCCUAGCCUUCAUCCUUCUAGCUUGCCCAAACCAGAAAUGCCUAUGAGAGAAGGUAUAUCACCCGGUGGUCGAGAGUAUACCAUGAACAGGGCUUUUACUAUCCAGAAGUUAUUCUUGAAACUAGCAGUUCGCUUGCUUAUGCUGCUGGUUCUCUCAAGGAGUUGUUAUUCCUUCAAUAAGCCUAAAGUUGAAGGUGAAGCUCUAAUAGAUCUCCUCAAGGCUCUUAAUGAUACCAAUGGUAAAGUCGUUGAUUGGAAUAUUGAUUUUGUGAGCCCUUGUGACAGUUGGUCUCAUGUCACAUGCAAAAAUGGAAAUGUUACAUCCCUGAGCUUAGCCUCUAACGGAUUUUCGGGAACGCUUUCACCAUCAAUAACCAAAUUGAAGUAUUUGGAAAGCCUGGAUUUGCACGAUAAUAAUCUAUCAGGUGUCAUACCCGAAUACCUCGCUGGCAUGUUGAACCUACAGAUCCUGAACCUUGGAAACAAUAAAUUCAGCGGCUCUAUUCCAGCAGCUUUGGGUCAGCUUCCAAAUCUUAAGCAUCUGGUUUUGAGAGAAAACCACUUAAGCGGACCUAUUCCGAAUUCACUUGUAAAUAUCACCGGCCUAAAAGAACUGGACAUCUCAUCCAACGACCUCGCUGGAGGUGUUCCUGUGCAGUUGUUUUCAGUACCAAUAUACAAUUUUUCAAGGACUCGUCUUAGAUGUGGCAAUCAUUUCCAGCAACCUUGUGUCUCGAGCUCCUCUGUCCCAGUUUCCCACGGAAAAUCAAAACUUGAGAUUGCUAUUACUGGUGCAAGCUGUGGCGCUUUUGUUCUUCUCUUAAUUGGGGCUAUCUUUGUACACCGAUCCAAUCGCCUUCAUAAACUCAAAAGUGACGUGUUUGUUGAUGUGGAAGGUGAAGAUGAGUGCAAAAUUGCCUUCGGACAAAUAAGAAAGUUUUCGUGGCGUGAAAUCCAAAUUGCCACCGAGGAUUUCAAUGAAAGUAACAUCAUAGGACAAGGGGGGUUUGGUAAAGUGUACAAAGGUUUUCUCUCAGACAACACAAAGGUUGCUGUGAAAAGGCUGGCGGAUUACCAUAGUCCCGGUGGAGAGGCAGCAUUUUUAAGGGAAGUUCAGUUAAUAAGUGUUGCAGUUCAUCGAAAUCUCCUCCGCUUAAUUGGUUUCUGUACAACCACAUCUGAGAGGAUUCUUGUUUACCCUUUCAUGCAGAACCUGAGCGUUGCAUAUCGCUUAAGAGAGCUGAAACCGGGAGAGAGAGGUCUGGACUGGCCAACUAGAAAACGGAUAGCUUUUGGAGCAGCACGCGGGCUAGAGUACCUACACGAGCAUUGCAAUCCGAAGAUUAUACAUAGAGAUCUAAAGGCGGCGAACAUCCUCCUAGAUGAUGAUUUUGAACCUGUUCUUGGUGAUUUUGGAUUAGCGAAACUGGUUGACACGAAGCUGACACAUAUUACUACUCAAGUUCGCGGAACCAUGGGACACAUUGCCCCGGAAUACUUGUCCACGGGAAAAUCUUCGGAGAAAACGGAUGUAUUUGGAUAUGGCAUAACGCUUCUAGAGCUUGUAACUGGACAGCGCGCCAUUGAUUUUUCUCGGCUAGAAGAGGAGGAAGACGUUCUGCUGCUGGAUCAUGUGAAGAAACUACUGAGAGAGAAACAGCUGAAGGACAUCAUGGAUCCAAACCUGAAAACAUAUGAUGCAAAAGAAGUCGAGACGGUCCUCCAAGUCGCGAUGCUUUGCACCCAAACAUCGCCCGAGGAUCGUCCAAGAAUGACUGAAGUCAUCAACAUGCUUCAGGGCGUGGGCCUGGCCGAGAGAUGGGCGGAGUGGGAGCAGCUCGAGGAGGUUAGGAAUCGCGAGUUCUCUCUCGUGCCACGCGAGUUUCUGUGGGCUGAAGACUCUACAUAUGACCAAGAAGCCAUUCAGUUGUCUCAAGCCAGGUAGGGAGCUGAGCCAAGAGAUUUGUAAGUACCAACUACCCCCCAACUGAGGCCUUGGUGACAAAAUUGUACAUUUGAGAUUAUUGUUAACUUUUUAGCUGGAAACUGAGCUUGCAUGCCGUAUUGUACAGAGUAUUAUUCUGCUAUGUACUAUAUAUAAUAGACUUUAGAGACAGCAGUCAGCAAACAAUCGUGCAUUUGCCUUUCAUCAUGAUUGAGUGGUCCAUUAUUGUACAUAUUUAUUUGAUGGUAAAUUAGUUGGUCAUUCAAAAGUUUUUGAAUUUAA